UGGGCUGCUGGGAACAGGGGCUGGGCCUGGGUCUCUGGACAGCGGCCUGGCCUUUCUGCCACUUCUGGGCCUAUGCCCCACCCCCACCCCACAAGAGAAGCGGGGACAGAAGGUGCUUGCCUGUCGCAUCAGAGGUCUGUGGCACCAUGGCCCAGGCCCUGGGGGAGGACCUGCUGCAGCCUGGGGAGCUGCAGGAUGACUCCAGCUCUUUGGGGUCUGACUCAGAGCUGAGUGGGCCCGGCCCGUAUCGUCAGGCUGACCGCUAUGGCUUCAUUGGGGGCAGCUCAGCAGAGCCAGGGGCAGGGCACCCUCCUGCAGACCUUAUCCGCCAGCGGGAGAUGAAGUGGGUGGAGAUGACCUCACACUGGGAGAAAACCAUGUCUCGGCGGUACAAGAAGGUAAAGAUACAGUGCCGGAAAGGCAUCCCCUCAGCCCUGCGGGCCCGGUGCUGGCCCCUGUUGUGUGGGGCCCACGUGUGUCAGAAGAACAGCCCUGACACUUACAAGGCACUGGCUGAGGCCCCUGGGGAGCCACAGUGGAUGGAGACCAUUGGCAGGGACCUGCACCGCCAGUUCCCUCUGCAUGAGAUGUUUGUGUCACCCCAGGGUCACGGGCAGCAGGGGCUCCUGCAGGUACUCAAGGCCUACACCCUGUAUCGGCCGGAACAGGGCUACUGCCAGGCCCAGGGCCCUGUGGCUGCCGUGCUACUCAUGCAUCUGCCCCCAGAGGAGGCCUUCUGGUGCCUGGUACAGAUCUGCGAGAUUUACCUUCCCGGCUACUACGGGCCCCACAUGGAGGCUGUACGGCUGGACGCCGAGGUGUUCAUGGCCCUGCUGCGGCGGCUGCUCCCGCGUGUACACAAGCACCUGCAGCAGGUGGGCGUCGGGCCCCUGCUCUACCUGCCCGAGUGGUUCCUGUGCCUCUUCGCCCGCUCCCUGCCCUUCCCCACGGUGCUGCGUGUCUGGGAUGCUUUCCUUAGCGAGGGCGUGAAGGUGCUGUUUCGCGUGGGGCUGAUGUUGGUGCGCCUGGCACUGGGCACCACCGAACAGCGCCUGGCCUGCCCGGGGCUCCUGGAGACACUUGGUGCCCUUCGAGCCAUCCCACCCGCCCAGCUGCAGGAGGAGGUCUUCAUGCCCCAGGUGCACAGUGUGGCCCUGUCUGAACAGGACCUGCAGCGGGAGAUCAAGGCCCAGCUGGCCCAGCUGCCCGCGUCGUCAUCUGGGCCACCCCCGAAGCCACAGGCCCGCCUGCCCGGGGCCCAAGCCAUCUUUGAGGCCCAGCAGCUGGCAGGAACCCAGGGAGGCACCCGGCCCGAGGUCCCCCGCAUCGUGGUGCAGCCCCCGGAGGAGGCCAGGCCGCCAAGGCGCAAGCCCCAGACCCGAGGCAAGACUUUCCACGGGCUGCUGACUCGGUCCAGGGGUCCCCCUAUCGAGAGCCCCGCCAGGUCCCAUCGAGCCUCCACCUCCUUGGACACCCGAUUCUGAAGGUCCCACUUCUGAGGGUACCAUGGACUCAGUGUCCCCCAACCCCAAUUGCCUGAACAGUGGAUACCAGCCUCGAAGGGGGCACCAUGCUUUACCGCUGGGAUGGAUGCCUCAGCCUCCUUCCCGUGGACUGUGUCAGGCACCAGGAUGAAGGAAGGUCACAGAGGGAGGUUUCGGGGACUCAGGACUGUCAUCUGCCCAGGGAGCUGUCCUGGUGCCUGGACCCUUGCGAGCGUCAAGCUGGUGCCAAAGGAGCAUGGGGGUAAGGGCACAGGCUGGGCUUAGGGGUCCCCAGAAGGCUCCUGGGGAGGCCUGGAAUAAAGUCUGAGCAGAAGCCUGUAUGCAGUUGGAUGGAGUGCCUCCAGCCCCAGCCCUGGACCAGCUGCCCCUUCCCCUCCGGCCCUCACUCCCCUCACAGCCCCGCCCCUCCUAGCCCAGCCCUGCCUCCCCAGGGCACACUAAGGCUGCUCAUUGGCUGCUGCAAGGUGUUUACCAGCAAAAAGGAACCAAUGGUAAGCCGCGGUGCCCAGACUCUUGGGGGCAGGUAAGGCUCCUGUACCUGGGGGAGGAAGGCUCACCAAGUGGAUGUUGGCCCCAGAAGUGGGACUCUGUCCCCUCUUCUGCUUCCUCCCCUGUUGGUUCAAGAUCACCCCCCACCCCGGGGUGGGGACACUCUAACCCAAGUCCACCCCCCACCCAAGGUCCUGGUCCCGUCCUCAGAGAGAGCCGGCUGAGAACAAAGGCCUAGUGUACCCAGACAAAGGAGAAAGGGCCUGCCGGCCCUUGCCCCCCCCA
Messenger RNA from Hippopotamus amphibius kiboko, 2279 nucleotides. It is a transcript of the gene TBC1D10C, whose product is annotated as TBC1 domain family member 10C. NCBI's taxonomy places the organism in Eukaryota, Metazoa, Chordata, Mammalia, Artiodactyla, Hippopotamidae. Bases 147 to 1484 code for a protein of 445 amino acids. The record is from RefSeq and is a predicted model, not a curated record. The transcript is spliced from 10 exons.